This is a messenger RNA of Ipomoea nil (Japanese morning glory), 1131 nucleotides long. RefSeq lists its product as uncharacterized. Lineage: Eukaryota; Viridiplantae; Streptophyta; Magnoliopsida; Solanales; Convolvulaceae. The coding region runs from base 1 to 1131 and encodes 376 amino acids. The transcript has a single exon. The record is from RefSeq and is a predicted model, not a curated record.
AUGACUCCCGGUCAUGUCUGCCACCUGCAACGAUCUCUUUACGGGUUGAAACAAGCGCCCAGAGCUUGGUUCAAACGGCUUCAUGACUUUUUAUUGUCUACAGGUUUUCAAGCAUCCAAGACCGAUGCCUCUUUAUUCUAUUACACUGCUAAGGAGUCCCGUGUGUUCUUACUGGUCUAUGUCGAUGACAUCAUUAUGAUGGGUAAUGAUGUCAAUCUCGUAAAUACUCUUCUGCAACGACUGUCCUCCGCCUUCAAGAUUCGUGAUCUGGGUGCACCGGGAUUCUUUUUGGGUAUCGAAACAGUUGUGGUAGGCGAUGGUUUACUCCUGUCACAACGCCGUUACAUGACGGAUCUCAUUGGCCGCUCAGGCAUGGUUGAUUGUAAACCCCUGGCCACUCCGGCUGCUGUCACUAAAUCAGAAACCCUGUCCGAUACUCCUUUUGAUAAUCCGACUCAGUAUCGGCACAUUGUCGAUGCAUUACAGUACCUAACGAUCAUCCGGCCAGAUCUAGCUUAUGCAGUCAAUCGUCUGUGCCAAUUUAUGCACUCACCGACGGUUGAUCAUUGGAAUCUUGUGAAACGUGUUCUUAGAUACGUCAAAGGAACUCUUGACUAUGGGCUACAGCUCACUCCAUCCUCCUCAACCUCCAUUCAUGCCUAUUCGGACUCCGACUGGGCAGGUUGUCCCAUCGACAGGAAAAGUACUAGUGGCUAUGCCGUCUACCUUGGUGAUAAUCUUAUCUCAUGGCUAUCCAAGAAGCAACGCACCGUGACCCGCUCCUCUACUGAAGCUGAGUAUAAGGCGUUAGCUGAUGUGUCUGCUGAGGUCACCUGGGUCGUCUCUCUACUCCGUGAGCUUGGGCUGCACUCUGGUCAACCAGCAACGCUAUGGUGCGACAACCUAGGUGCAACAUAUAUGUGUGCAAACCCGGUCUUCCAUGCACGCACCAAGCACGUAGAAAUCGACUAUCAUUUUGUUCGCGACAAGGUAGCUUCAGGGGACUUUGUGGUGAAAUACGUCUCCACUAUUGACCAGCUUGUUGACAUCUUCACGAAACCGCUUCCGUCACCGCGUUUCUCUACUCUACGAGGCAAGCUCAAUGUGGUCUCCCUGCCAUCUUGUGCUUGA